AUGUCUUCUAAUGAAACGUUGGAGAAUUAUCUCGCCGUCUACUUCCUACGGAACUCUUGUGCCAAUUGUGCUCACACCAAAUCAGUAUUCGGACAUUCAUUGAGUCAAUUACACUACUAUUACUCCUACGACAUCGACUUAUCGGUUCGAAAACUUUUGACUGCUAGGUUAGCCAGAAUUGGGUUUCACAAGGAGGUUGUUAUAUCCGGCUCCGUUAUUAAAGACGUCAUUGAGCGGAGGCCAUCAGUUAGCAGCUUCAAAAUGCAGCCGAUGACAGAGAAAGCCGACAAUUCGACCGGUCCUCCCGCGAAUUUUUCGGAAAAAGGAAUUGAUACAGAAAAGCACAAGAUUGAGAGAUGCCUUUGCGGUCCAAAUCCCCAACAAAAUCCUAGAGAAUCUGGCGUGGAUCGAAAUGGCGACGACUUCGUUCUACCAGAAGCUAAUGGCAAAUCCAAAUGCGCCUCAAAGCUUACAGACAAUGCGUGCCACAAAGUGGAAAGCCAGGGCUGCAGUUUUUUGGUUGUGGACGGGCCUUGGCAUGAUGUGCCGCUGAGCUCGGAUGACGAGAAGGGAGACAGUCCAUACACCACCAAGAUGAACACGAAGGAUUCCGAGGCGGAAAAGCAAAUGGCGAGGGACUGGUAUGAUGUCAGUCACGGGGAUGAAAAUACCCGCAUUGAGGAUGACUAUAUAAACCUUGGUAGUGAGUAUGGAUCAGGAGUUUCCGAUGACUGGGAUGAACGGACAGAACAUGUCGGAAGCCGGGAUAGCCGGCCCAAGAAAGUCAGGCAAUAG
Messenger RNA from Trichoderma virens Gv29-8, 795 nucleotides. RefSeq lists its product as uncharacterized. NCBI's taxonomy places the organism in Eukaryota, Fungi, Ascomycota, Sordariomycetes, Hypocreales, Hypocreaceae. The transcript has a single exon. The coding region runs from base 1 to 795 and encodes 264 amino acids. The record is from RefSeq and is a predicted model, not a curated record.